Messenger RNA from Diaporthe amygdali, 1020 nucleotides. RefSeq names its product uroporphyrinogen decarboxylase. The transcript has 3 exons. Gene Ontology annotation, molecular function: uroporphyrinogen decarboxylase activity. Gene Ontology annotation, cellular component: cytosol. Gene Ontology annotation, biological process: heme biosynthetic process. The record is from RefSeq and is a predicted model, not a curated record. Lineage: Eukaryota; Fungi; Ascomycota; Sordariomycetes; Diaporthales; Diaporthaceae. The coding region runs from base 1 to 1020 and encodes 339 amino acids.
AUGCGCCAAGCCGGCCGGUACCUCCCCGAAUAUCACGAGGCCAAGGGCAACCGGGACUUCUUCGAGUGCUGCCGUGAUGCCGAGGUCGCCUCGACCCUGACCCUCCAGCCCAUCGAGCGCUUCGCAGGGCUAAUCGAUGCUGCCAUUAUCUUCUCCGACAUCCUCGUCAUUCCCCAGGCCAUGGGAAUGGUCGUCGAGAUGGUCGACAAGAAGGGCCCGAACUUCCCGGACCCGCUCAGGUCGCCGGACGACAAGCAGUACGCGGAGGUGAUGCAGAGGCAGGUCGACGUCACUAAGGAGCUUGGAUACGUUUACAAGGCCAUCACCCUGACGAGGAAGAAGCUUCAAGGCCGUGUGCCCCUGAUUGGAUUCUGUGGCGCACCGUGGACGCUGCUCUGCUACAUGGUUGAGGGCGGCGGUACAAAGUUGUUCAAGGAGAGCAAGACCUGGAUUUACAAGUACCCAGAGCAGUCAAAGGUGCUGCUGCAGAAGAUUGCAGAGUUGUGUGUCGACCAUCUCGCCCACCAAGUUGAGGCUGGUGCCCAGCUCGUCCAAGUUUUCGACUCAUGGGCUGGUGAGCUCUCACCGGCUACCUUCAAGGAGUUCUCAGAGCCGUACCUGGAAUACAUAGCGGAGAACCUCCCAAAGAAGCUGAAGUCGUUGGACUUGGAGCCAGUACCCAUGAUUGCUUACCCCAAGGGUGCUUGGUACGCUCUAGACGCAAUGUGUGACUCGAAGUACAACGUUGUUGGUCUUGACUGGCUCCACGAUCCUGCAGAUGCAGCCAAAACCCGCGGCGACCGGAAGAUCGGGCUCCAGGGUAAUGCUGACCCUGGUGUCCUGUACGGCUCUCACGAGGCAAUAACGAAGACGGUGAAGAACAUGGUUGAGGGCUUUGGCUGGGCACAGAGGAAGCAGGGCUGGAUUGUGAACCUCGGGCACGGCAUCACUCCAUUCGUCAAACCAGAUGACCUGAAGUUCUUCUUUCAAGAAGUUCACCGACUCACACUUGCUGCUUGA